Giardia duodenalis is the source of this 1155-nucleotide messenger RNA. RefSeq lists its product as uncharacterized. Bases 1 to 1155 code for a protein of 384 amino acids. The record is from RefSeq and is a predicted model, not a curated record. The transcript has a single exon. NCBI's taxonomy places the organism in Eukaryota, Fornicata, Diplomonadida, Hexamitidae.
AUGACUCCCUCCGAAGCGUCCUCCCCUCCGCUGAAGCGUCAGACCCCCUCCACCUCUGCCACAUCGACUAGCUCAACUUCUGUCAUUAGCUGCCCCGAUCUAAAGGAAAAGCAAUCGACAACCAGGUCAAUCGAACUUGCCCGUAGGUUGAUCUGUGAGCUCUCCACUAGUGCGGCUCGCACAAGAGAGGGAUAUGUAUGCAUAGCCAAAGAUGAUCUACUCACCAUUACAAACAAAAGGAGGCUGUAUGACGUGACAGGUCCGCUGGAGGCAAUGGGAGUUAUCCAGACCACUAAGCUUUUCAUUAUUUGGACUGGACCCCGUCUAGGCUCCUUUAGCUUUGUCAGUUCGUCUAGUAGAAAUUCCGAAUUUGUCGGUUGUAACGCGUUAUUCUUAAGUCAAUAUGGCAAACGAACAGACAUACCCAUAAGGGAAACUGGUCGCCACACGUCUGAAUUAGCACGUGUAUACACCGCAAACGAGCCCGUGUUACUUCCACGCUACCCUAAGGCAAGGUCCACAAAGCCUGGCGUAGCUACUCUAAAAGAGAGGCUUGCUUUGCUCACGAAGCAAUGCGCAGAAUUGGAGGAAGCAGUGAAAAUACAAGAGGCUAUGUUCAAUGACACACAACACAGAGCUAUAAGCGUUUCAAACAUCAGCCGGGGCGUGAACAGAAUCUUUGCAAAUACGGAUCCACGACUAACGAACUCUGACCAGUAUAGCCUUCCCUAUCCCACUAGGUAUGGGCUCAUGCCCUACACCAUAAUCUUGUCUGCACCAGAUCUCAAGUAUGAGUUCCUUGUAUCUUCAUCACUACGCUACCCAGAGCUGGUCCCAGAGUUCGUCGAAAGACGACGCUUACUGGUUCAGUUUUAUUCAACUUCAGAGAUAAUGCUCAGCGGCCCUGAGCGAAUCGCCUCACCGGUUACUUCGUCAGCUGUCCAGAGGCUUCCCAUUAGAAACUUCACUGGCUAUCCCAUUAGAGAUUCUAGCAGUAGCGUGCCAUACGACGACUCCAACACAUUUGAUAGAGAAAGUGACUACAGCACACAGAAUGUCAGGAUGGAGCUAUCGUAUUACACAGAUCAGUUCAGUGCGGGCCCCAACAGCUACAUUGAUACUUACUCAGACUUUGAUCUAUUUGAUGGCAUCUAG